AAGCGCGGAAUAUCCCAAUUCUGGCAGUAGGGGAGAGAGCGGAAACCAAGUAGUUUGAGAGUCCCUCUGUUUGACGCUAGUUUAAACUACGGAGAGUUCAUUCAAAAACACAAGUACGCGUCGGACGCUCGGCACGCAUCCUCUUCGCGCCAGCAGGACGUCAGGUGAAGCGUCAUCCGCUUGAAAGCAUAGGAACUUUUAUAAACAUACGAACAAGUGGGGAUUUUGGAAGAAGCGCGUUUAGGAACAAAUUAAGAGUUUUGGGGAGAAACAACAAAGAUAACUACAGGUAUGGCAGCGACUUUGCCAAGAACCCUUGGAGAGUUGCAGCUCUACCGCAUUCUUCAGAGGGCCAACCUGCUGUGUUAUUAUGACGCUUUCAUCCAGCAGGGCGGCGACGAUGUUCAGCAGCUCUGCGAGGCCGGCGAGGACGAGUUUCUUGAGAUCAUGGCACUCGUGGGCAUGGCCAGCAAGCCACUGCACGUCAGACGCCUACAGAAAGCUCUGCGUGACUGGGUCACAAACCCCGCCCUUUUCAAUCAACCCCUUACCUCCCUACCCGUCUGCAGUAUUCCUGUCUACAAGCUGCCCGAGGGGUCACCCACACUGUUGCCCGGUAAUGGAGCAAGGGGUGAAACCCAAAGCGUCAAAGUGCCCAAGUGUUUGGCGGUUGCUUGCGUAGACCCCAAUAAAGGAGAAGCAGGCAACGGAAGCUCUUCAGCAACAGUUUCACCCCUUCAGAGCGGCAGCGAACCACGGUUUUGGGCCAGUCACGGCACAGAGAGCGAGCACAGUCUGUCACCGGCGGAACUGGGCUCCCCGUCUUCUCCACGGGAUGGGCUAGAGGCGCUGGACACGGCAGCGGUUCAGUCCGUGGCGGAGUGUGUUGAAAGAAUCGCACAGACUUUGCCCAAGAGUGACCCGGGAGAGGUUAAAGAACUGUUGAAGGGGAAUAAGAAGUUAGCCAAAAUGAUCACCCACAUCUUUGAUAUGAGUGAGGAAGAUCCUCGUAGAGAAGAGGAAAUUCGCAAGUAUAGCGCCAUAUAUGGCAGAUUCGACUCGAAAAGAAAAGAUGGAAAGCAUUUGACUCUGCACGAGCUGACAGUGAAUGAGGCCGCAGCUCAGCUCUGUAUGAAAGAGGUGGCGUUGCUGACUCGCAGGGAUGAGCUUUUCGGACUGGCGCGUCAGGUCUCCCGAGAGGUCACCUAUAAAUACACCUACAGAACCAGCAAAUCUCGAUGCGGCGAACGAGACGAGCCCUCACCCAAAAGAAUCAAAACAGAAGAAGGAUGCUUUGACCUUCAAGAGGCCCUGCAGGCCAUUCACAUGCGCCAGGAGACUCUUAAGGAGCAGUUAGCCCACGCAAGAUCUAAGGGAGAGGAGACGGUUGGGCGGAACAUCCAGGUUCAGCUGGAGCGUCUGCUGGCUAAGCAGAUGGAGAUCCUGCAUGACGCCGCGGCACAGGACAGACUACAGGCUCUGGAGUGGAGGGUUCCACCAGGACCCUACAAACACAGCGGAGAGAGACAGAACAGUAAUGGCAUCUCCACCGACAAAAGUGCAGAACAUGGAGAGCGGCCGCUGAAUCUGAGGGUGACCGGUCAGAGGAAAAGUGCAAAUGAAGGAGAGACGCCUCUUGGAAAGCAGCUGGCCAAUGAGUUGAAGAGGCAUAACCAAGCUAAUACAGAGGGCAAGACAUCAGGGGCCACAGAAAACGGAGAUGCUUCGUCGCGAGCCCUCAACCUCUCCGAGAAGAAGGUCAUCAAAUCAGAACCCGAGGAUUCCAGAUAGUAGCCCUGAAUUCUUUCCUUUCGAACCUGUACACGUCUGUCAGUGAAUACUAACCAAGCACAACUACAGUAGAGCCUUAACAACCAAUGUUGCCUCAAAAUAGAGUUUAUUUUCGUUUCACACCUUUUUUGUUUUUGCCAAAGCACCUUUAGCCCUUAUUUGCAUUCUCCUGAGUAGAUUCACACUGUUUGUGCUGUCACUGACUCGUUUCAUUGGCUUUGUCGCUCACUAGCUCUCCAUACUUGUUUUUCUCCCCAUGUUCUUUCUCUCUGUGUAAAAUGCGCUAUUUGUACAUACAUAGAAAAUGUCUGUUUGAAAACAAUGUUAUUUAAAUACAGUAUGUGUUAUAUGUAUAUAUGAAUGCAUGUAAAAAUGGGAGUUUCUCCCAAACGGGAGGUACACUGUUGUCUUAUACGAUUUUCAGUACGCAGCUGUUAGUUGUCACCUAUUUAAGUGAGUCUUGAAUGGAGUUUCUCUUUAAGAACCUGUGAAAUCAUUCGGCGUCAUUUCUGUAAAAUAAAUGAUGCCCACUUGUUUGAAAAAUAGGGUUUAAGAUACGUCACAGCUGUGGUUUGCCACUUGCUAGUUGCAUGUGUUGUUUGAGCAAAGGAUUUAAAUUUAAAAAGCAUUUGUUUGGACAAACAUGUAGUGUAAAAUGAGUCAUCAAUAUUUCCAGAAAUUAAAAGACUGUAAAUUAUGAUUUCACAGGGUUUUCAAGGGACUUUAAGUAGUUGACUUUUCCUCCAUCAGAGUUUCUGAUAGCAAUGAUAUGAAUCUGAAUUUUAAGUCUAUUAUGGUGCUAUGGUUGAAAUGAUUUACGUGCAGAGGGAAUCUGUGGUACACAUUGCAAUUUAAACACUGAAAUCUUCGAACCAGACAAUUGGUUUCCUUGUUAUCUUGAGUGAAUCGUAAUGCUCGAUUUCUCCAGAUUAAGUUACUAAGCACAAAUUGUAUAUUUCAUCGUACUACCCACAAAAUGCUAUCACAGAAAAGCAUGCCUGUGAAAUUCUCCUCCUGGACAAAAAGUACUGUAAAUAGUUCAAACACAUUUGCGAAUGACUGGAUGUGAAAACAAGCGUCAUGACCGCACCAUUCCAGUCUUUAUGGUAAUCACAUAAUCAAUGUAUUGUAUUUCUGAAUAUAUAGUAGUAGAGCAAUACCGGGUAGCUGUUGUCACUUAACUCAGUGAAAGUGUCUAGUUGUCCCAGUCCGAAAGGACAUUCUCUGUACAGUAUUUCUCCUCCGUUUAUUAGUGUAAACAUAGUCUUAGAUUUGACUAAACGUGCAAAUGUAUGUGAAACUGAUAUGCACUAGUGUUAUUCUAAAGGCAUUUUUAGAAUUUGCAUCCUGUUGCUCAACAUUUCUCAUGUGUUUCAAUGGUGAUACAUGUUUAUUUUUUUGUAGGACUCGUGUACCUUAUAUCUGCCUAUCUUUGGUUUGGCCUUGAGUGAGUUACACUCUUUCUGUAGUUUCCGAGUACCACGUAAGGUGAAGUAGGCACAAGUUAAUCAGGUUUUCCGCAGUCGUUUGUUUGUAACGUACCGGUCAAGCUGUUAUCUAAUCUGUAUUUGUGUCGACGACAAAUACCUCUUUCUGUCGGUACACGAGACCGAUUUUAACAUCGUGAUCAUACGCUUCAGUAUUUUGAGGGAACACGUGGAGAUGUCGUGUGCGCUUUUAUUUUUUUAGAGAUGCUUUCAGAGACUAAAGAGAUCUUAAGUAUGCAAAACCAUUCUUGAUUUAAGUGCCAUUUUAGAUAUAUUUUUGACAAGUGUGGUGGGAGUCUGUUUCCGAAGAUUAUGAGACGUUGCGUUUUAAUGGUGGAUUAUCAAAAUUUAUCGAUUGUUUGAACAUUUAUCUGUAUUUUCAACUUUUUGCCUUAGUUCGAUGCAUUCAACAUUGAGGUAUUUUGUUAAAUGAGUGCUGUUUUUGCAGUGCUGGUACUUUAUUUUGAAUGAGUGAUUUUUGAAUGGUACGGACAGUGAGAUUUGGAAGUUGUAUGAACAUUAAGACUUGGCAAUAUAAAGCUCUAUAAAUAGACCGGAUCAAAAUUUGUUGUUGGCAAAACAUAAAAGUGCAAAGUUUGACAAUGAAAAAUGCUCAUCUGAUUGGACCUCACUGAUACACAGUUACUAAUGACCUAUAUAGCAAGACAUAUCUAGACGCCUACCUUUGUUCCUUGCUUGUUACUGUCUCAAACCACUUACAGAAAUGAUCUGUUUUCUCUCAUCUUUGUAAUUGCUUUGUAUAAUAGACUUAUGCAUUUUUGGACUGUGGGAUAAAGCUGUUGUCAGUAGAACUUGUUCUCAUCACCUUUGAGUAGAGGGUACAUUAGGAUAUCUAUACAGUAGUCCUGCACAUAUUGUUUUGUAAACACUAAUAUAUUUAAUUUGUUAUAAAGCACAUGAACAUUAAACUCUAUUUUUUUGA
Messenger RNA from Triplophysa dalaica, 4221 nucleotides. RefSeq names its product NGFI-A binding protein 1b (EGR1 binding protein 1) (gene nab1b). NCBI's taxonomy places the organism in Eukaryota, Metazoa, Chordata, Actinopteri, Cypriniformes, Nemacheilidae. The coding region runs from base 292 to 1791 and encodes 499 amino acids. Gene Ontology annotation, molecular function: transcription coregulator activity; transcription factor binding. The transcript is spliced from 8 exons. The record is from RefSeq and is a predicted model, not a curated record. Gene Ontology annotation, biological process: negative regulation of DNA-templated transcription. Gene Ontology annotation, cellular component: nucleus.